Penaeus monodon (black tiger shrimp) is the source of this 2435-nucleotide messenger RNA. It is a transcript of the gene Pgant2, whose product is annotated as polypeptide N-acetylgalactosaminyltransferase 2-like. The coding region runs from base 6 to 1829 and encodes 607 amino acids. Lineage: Eukaryota; Metazoa; Arthropoda; Malacostraca; Decapoda; Penaeidae. Gene Ontology annotation, cellular component: Golgi apparatus. The transcript is spliced from 15 exons. The record is from RefSeq and is a predicted model, not a curated record.
ACCUAAUGCCACUCAGUGUUGGUCCAGACUCCGUGUCGCGAGGACCUCUUACUACGAUGCGGAGGAACUACAAACUCUUCAUCUUCAUUUCGUGUGUGUGGACGCUUUGUGUGGUCGUGUACCUGAACACCAGCAAGGAUGUGAAGCGCCCAUCAAGGAGCAGAUCGACUGCUCUGUAUAUACCGACCUCUAGGAGCCAGACGGGUGACCUGUGGAAGGGCUCGGAAAACCUGGCGCUGCGCUUGAAGGACUCCGCCGUGACCGCGCAGCAAGGGCAGGCCUUCUCCAAGGCGGCGGCGGGGGCCGGGGCCGCAGGCGGAGGCAGCUCCAGCGUAGGCCUACGUCCGUCGAUGUUCCUGGAUGAGGAGGCCUACAUCGCCGCCGCCACGCUGGCUCCCGGCGCGGACGCCUACACCAGGAACAAGUUCAACCAGGCCGAGAGCGACAAGCUGGCCUCCAACCGCGAUGUUCCCGACACCAGGCACUUCACGUGCCGAAAGAAGGAAUGGAGAACCGACCUGCCGCAGACUUCAGUAAUCAUCACCUUCCAUAAUGAAGCCAGGUCGACCCUCCUGCGAACCGUGGUCAGUGUGCUGAACCGCAGCCCGGAACACCUCGUCAAAGAGAUUAUUUUGGUGGAUGACUUUAGUGACGAUCCUUCUGAUGGUGCCGAGCUCUCGAAGAUCCAAAAAGUGAUUGUCAUUAGGAAUGAGAAGAGAGAAGGUUUAAUGAGGUCACGUGUUCGAGGAGCUGACGCGGCCACAGCUCCUAUCCUGACGUUCCUGGAUUCUCACUGUGAAUGUAAUCAGCAUUGGCUGGAACCCAUGCUGGAGAGGGUGACGGAGGACCGGAAGCGCGUGGUGUGUCCCAUCAUUGACGUCAUCAGCAUGGACACCUUCCAGUACAUAGGAGCUUCAGCCGACCUGCGAGGUGGAUUUGACUGGAAUCUGGUCUUUAAGUGGGAGUACCUGUCCAGCGAUGAGAAGAAGAAGAGACAAAAAGACCCGACUCAGGUUAUAAAGACUCCCAUGAUUGCUGGUGGUCUUUUUAUGAUUGAUAAAUCAUACUUCGAUGAACUUGGCAAAUAUGACAUGGCGAUGGACAUAUGGGGAGGAGAAAAUUUAGAGCUGUCCUUCCGCGUGUGGCAGUGCGGAGGCAGCCUGGAGAUCGUCCCCUGCUCUCGCGUCGGCCACGUGUUCCGGAAGCAGCACCCUUACACGUUCCCCGGCGGCUCCGGCACCGUGUUCGCGAGGAACACCCGGCGGGCGGCAGAGGUGUGGAUGGACGACUACAAGAAGUACUACUACUCUGCUGUCCCUCUCGCUAAGAGUGUCAACUUUGGGAACAUCCAGAGUCGCCUAGAACUACGCAGCAGACUGAAAUGCAACAACUUCAAGUGGUACAUGGAUAACGUGUACCCAGAACUCACAGUACCUAACGCCGGCCACGCUACCUUCGGAGUCUUCAAACAGGGACUGAAGUGCAUGGAUACGCUUGGACACCGCGCCGAGGGAACCAUAGGCUUGUACGCUUGUCACGGAACAGGUGGAAAUCAGGAGUGGGCGAUGACACGUGAUAUGCUCAUCAAACACAGCGAAUUGUGUCUAACUCUACCAGAGCCCAGAGCAGGAACAGUUCUUAUUCUGGAACCAUGCCAAAAUAAUGAUUUACAGAGAUGGGUCCGCACAGAUGGAGAUCGUUUGAUCAAAUCCGAAGGCCACAAUAUAUGCAUAGAUAGCGCAAAAGAAAAAGAUGUUGGCUUAGUCGUUGAAGCAUGUGAUAAGUCAGUACUCACACAGCGAUGGUCGUUCACAGUGAAUAAAACCUAACUAAAAUAAAGUAACUAAACCUAUGGAUCUUGGCCAAGAAGUUAGUCGGAGAUACCAAAGAUGUGAUUAAUUUCAGCAGGAAAACUGCACAUUUUUUUCUGUUUCUCUUAACUAGGCAUAACAUUUGUGAUGAAUAACAUGACUGUGUUAAUUUUGUAUCUUGAGAUUUACUAAUUUCUUUAGUCACUGAAGUUAUUUAUUAGGGGACUUGUUCAGAGAAGAAUAUGUAUUCUCAGGUGAUAAUAGGAAAGAUAGGAUGCUGGUGUAGUGCAAUAUUUGCCCUACAAAUAAUUCUGAAUAUGAGGUGAUAGUUACAAGUAUGUCCAUUCAAAACAUGAUGAACAUUGUACAGUUUUGUCUUGUAUAGUAACCUUUUUUUAUUUAAAGGGAAAUGUAUAGAUAAAUUAUUAGCAUAUUGUCAGUCUUUAUCUUAUUUUGUCAUUUGGAUACAACCAAGUCCUUUAUAGGGCACUCUUCUGUAUAAAAGGGAUAGACGGUCAUUGUACAUUAAUCCCAUUGCAUGAUUCAUAAGGAUGUGUUACGGCAGAUCCACUAUCACAUACUUCAUAUUACAUGACCAACUUAUCGCCUAUCACUUGUGAUUUG